Messenger RNA from Telopea speciosissima, 413 nucleotides. Its product is annotated as cytochrome c oxidase subunit 6b-3-like. The coding region runs from base 19 to 393 and encodes 124 amino acids. The transcript has 4 exons. The record is from RefSeq and is a predicted model, not a curated record. Lineage: Eukaryota; Viridiplantae; Streptophyta; Magnoliopsida; Proteales; Proteaceae. Gene Ontology annotation, cellular component: respiratory chain complex IV; mitochondrion.
UCAAGAAAGAAAGAAACCAUGGAGGAUUCGGUGGUAGAUCCACAUGAGAAGAUGAGAGCAAGGGAUGUAGAGAAAGUGGCUACGGGCAAGCAAGCUCCACGCCCACCUCAUGACCCUGCCUCCAUCUCCCAAUCUCCUCCUCCAUCUGAUGAUACCCUCAUCAAGGUGGUAGAGUUGAAGACUGCUCCCAACGAUGUUCGUUUUCCCUGCACCAACCAAACACGCCAUUGUUAUGCACGUUACAUCGAAUACCACAAGUGUGCUAGAGCUAAGGGGGGUAAUACACCUGAGUGUGAGAAGUUUGCUAGUUACUAUAGAUCACUUUGUCCUGAAGAAUGGAUUCUGAGGUGGAACGAACAGGUUGAGCUUGGAAUCUUUCCUGGUCCUCUUUGAGAUUCUCUUCAUCAUCUCAU